AUGAAGCAGGCUUUCAGCAGUGCCAACGACUCGGUCAAACAACUUGACCAAACUGUUAAGGACGUCGUCAAGAGCCCGCAUUUGAAAGUGUACGACAAAUUCAGCACUUUCACCCUCCUACUCACUGUCAACUUCACUCAUGAGGAUUUUCUGCAAACGUUCCAGGCCCGCAAACAAACGUUUCCAGAACUUGCAGCUACGGCCUUCUUUUGCUUCUUACAAGCAUUGGACUAUGUUGGUAGCAAAAAGCAUCGGAAACAAGAGAACUUGCAUUCCAAGUCAUACUUGCAAUUCAUGAACUCAACACAUCCCGUCUCAGGCGAUAUGUCAUCGAAAAAGCGCAAGCAAAGCGAGGACGCACAGAAGCUGAUUGUACAAGGAUUGACAACUCUUCCUCAACCCGGACCUCACGCCGAGCCUUCGCCAGUUACUCCCACGCCCGAGACAGUCACGGAAGCAGAUCCUCAGUUGUUUGCAACUCCUUCCUCGCAAAAGACUACUUCCAGCUUCUUUAGUGCGGUCGAAGACAUCUCGGAUUUGAGAUCUCAUACAGAGGAGGAUGCUUCUAGCGAGGAGCUGGAUCAAGAUACGUCCUCAAACGACUAUGCACCAGUCAAAUCGCGUGCAAGCUGUGCGAGGGACGCUCAACUCAUUAUCACCGAUAUACGAAGAGCGGCCAUCUCUAUCCUCCUUGAUUCAGGAACCGUCACAUACCGAAACAAAAUCUCCAGCAUCUGA
Molecule: messenger RNA, 738 nt
Organism: Lithohypha guttulata
Lineage: Eukaryota; Fungi; Ascomycota; Eurotiomycetes; Chaetothyriales; Trichomeriaceae
Exons: 2
Coding region: 1-738 (245 amino acids)
Source: RefSeq, a predicted model, not a curated record